AGGCUAACUAAGCAGCAGCAGCAGGCUUAAACCGGUGAUCUAGCGCUACUAGCUACUAUGGUCGCCACGUCCCUGGCAUUCGUGGCGCGCCGCGGCGAGCUGGAGCUGGUCGCGCCGGCCGGGCCGACGCCGCGCGAGCUCAAGCGGCUCUCGGACCUCGACGACCAGGAGAGCCUCCGGUUCUACCGCUCCGUCAUCUACUUCUACCGGGGCCGCCCCUCGCGGCCGCGCGCCGACCCGGCCAGGGUCGUACGCGAUGGGCUGGCCGCGGCGCUCGUGCACUACUACCCCAUAGCCGGACGGCUCCGCGAGCUGCCCGGCAGGAAGCUCGCCGUGGACUGCACCGGCGAGGGGGUGUGGUUCGUCCAGGCCGACGCGGACGUCGCGUUGGACGAGUUCGGCGACAGGCUGUGCCCGCCGGUCCCUUGCGCCGGCCAGCUCCUGUGCUUGCCGGAGAGCAACUCCGCCGUCGUCGUCGACCGGCCACUGCUCUACGUUCAAGUGACGAGAUUGAGGUGCGGAGGCUUCGUGUUAGGCAUCCAGGUGUGCCAUAACCUGGUGGACGCGCCGGGCGUCACGCAGUUCCUGCAGGCCGUCAGCGAGCUGGCGGGCGGCAUGGAGGCGCCAAGCGUGCGGCCGGUGUGGGCGAGGGAGCUGCUCGACGCGCGCGACCCCCCGUGCCCCAUCUACCAUCACCCCGAGUACGAGCUGGCAGCUGACGCGGCCAACGACAAGCUCCGUCCGGGCGCCGUGCUCGUGCACCGGGCGUUCCUCUUCGGCCCCGAGGAGUUGUCCUCGCUGAGGGACCAGCUACCGCCGCAGAUGAGGUCGAGGUGCUCCCGGUUCCUGCUCCUGUCGGCGUUCGCGUGGCGCUGCCGGACCGCGGCGCUCGGCUACGAGCCCGGCGACGAGGUGCGGUUCAUGUUCGUGGUGAACGCCCGCGGGAAGCGCGGCCGCCCGCUCCCCGAGGGGUUCUACGGGAACGCGCUCACCUUCGGCGUGGCGCGGACGACGGCCGGCGAGCUCUGCUCGGGAUCUCUGGGCCACGCCGUGGAGCUGAUCGUGGCCGCGAAGGCGCGGGUCGCCGCCGACGACUACGCGCAGUCGGUGGCCGACGCGCUGGUGCUGCGCGGGCGGCCGCGGUUCACGACGGCGCGGACGUAUCUUGUGACGGAUCUCACCAAGUCGAACCUGCACGAGGUGGACCUCGGGUGGGGCCUUCCGGUGUAUGGCGGGCCGGCCACGACGACGCUGGCCACUUUCCACAUUCCUGCGGCCGGCGGGGGGAUCACCGUGCCGAUGUGCCUGCCUCCGCGCGCCAUGGAGAGGUUCGCGGCCAAUGUGCGCGCGGGGCUCUCGGAGGCUUCUUCGCACCGUGGGCGUUCUAGUGGCGUGGAGUUGGCCGUGCUGUCCAGGAUGUAG
This is a messenger RNA of Aegilops tauschii subsp. strangulata, 1422 nucleotides long. RefSeq names its product benzyl alcohol O-benzoyltransferase-like. NCBI's taxonomy places the organism in Eukaryota, Viridiplantae, Streptophyta, Magnoliopsida, Poales, Poaceae. The record is from RefSeq and is a predicted model, not a curated record.